This is a messenger RNA of Halteromyces radiatus, 3762 nucleotides long. RefSeq lists its product as uncharacterized. Gene Ontology annotation, molecular function: protein binding. Bases 25 to 3672 code for a protein of 1215 amino acids. The record is from RefSeq and is a predicted model, not a curated record. The transcript is spliced from 3 exons. NCBI's taxonomy places the organism in Eukaryota, Fungi, Mucoromycota, Mucoromycetes, Mucorales, Cunninghamellaceae.
CUUCUCUAUAAUAUAAUAUAAAUCAUGAAAAUCAAAAAUGCUUCUGAACUUUUGGCCUCUGCUACGUUCACUCCUAUAAAUAAUACCACAAAAUUAUCACUUCAUCAAACAUUACCAUCAUCACCACCACAACAACAACAAAAAAAACCACAACGUCAAACUGCUGCUCAAAGAAGAGCUGCUCUUUUAGCUCAAAAGACAAUCAUUGCACCUGAUGAAUCAGUAAAAGAUACGCUUACUAUCACCACCACUACUACUACUACUGAAACUACAUCACCUAUCACCGCUACUACAACUGAAAGUAUAUCACCUAUCAUCACAAGUAUUACUGAAACUACAUCAUCAUCUACCACUACAACAAAUGAAACCGUAUCAUGUGAUAAAAAAAUUGAACAAAAAGAAGAAAAUGCUAUACCAACACCUCCAAUCUCUCCUUCUUUGGAUUCUUGUUCUGUAUGCACUGCCUCUUUGGAAGCCAAUUCUCGUAUUUUAUCUGUCAAACGUGAUGGUAAUUUGAAGGCUGUGAUGAUGGAAUUCUCUACUAUGAAAAAGCAAGGAUUGACUUUAACUCAUCAUACUUAUAAUCUUGUCUUGGAUGCUCAUGCUACUUUACGCCGUGAAGGUUCCCCAUUGGCUCCUAUGCUUAGAGUUUAUGAUGAAAUGGUUCGCUCUCGUAUCCAACCAAGUAGUUAUACCUAUACCUUACUUCUUCGUACUCUUUGUCGUCGUGAUGUUGAAGUUCAAAAAACGGUGGCCAUGUUGAAACGCCAAUCUGCAAGAACGGGUCAACUUGUACAAGAUAUUGAUAUUUUAGAAGCCGAAGCCAAUCUAGACAAGGCUAUGGAUCUCUUUGGAAAGGCUACUGCUGCUCAACAUACUCAAGUCUUUGAAGUAGAUCUUUUUAACCAAUUAUUACGCGUCUUGUCUCAUUAUGGUGAUACUGUUCAUGCUUUGGAAGUCUUUACUCAAUUGGAACAAUCUACUAAUGCUUCUCCUAAUGCUGCUACCUUUGCUGCCCUUAUCAACUUGUUUGGUCGUGCUGGUGAUAUUCAAGCUGCUCGUCGCUACUUCGCUAUGUACCAAGAACUGAAACAUGAUAUGGGUGUACAUGAUUCUUCUUACGUUUACAAUGCUUUGGUUGAUUCUCAUUUGAAGUGUGGUCUUUUGGAAGGCGCUAUUCGUGUGAUUGAAAAAGAUAUGAUCCAAGAUGCCGUCAAACUUACCAUCAUUCCUUAUAACUCUGUUAUUCGUCACUAUUGUACCCAAGGUGAAAUGGAAAAGGCUCAUGGGGUUGUCAAUCAAUUGCUUCGUGAUCCUGAACAUCUCCCUCAACCGGAUGCUAGUACUUAUGGUCCUAUUCUUGCCGCUUAUUGUCAUGCUCAUGAUCUUCAAGGUGCUACCGAUGUCUAUGCCGAUUUAAUCAAGACGGAUAUUGCUAAGUCUUAUGGUAAUCUUGCUAACUAUGCUCUUUUGUGUUUGUCCAAAAAUCAAGGUGAAAAAGCUCUUCAAGUAGUUGAAGAUAUGCGUGUCGCUCGUUUGGAACCUGAUCCAGUUUUGGCUUGUCGAAUUAUUUCUUAUUUUAUUCAUUCUGAUGCUGUAGAUCAAUCUAUCUCUGCUCUUCAUACUAUCUUGGGUGUCUUAUCUCCACGUACUUUAGCCAAAGGUCAACGUCUUUUGAUAGAUACUUCUUUACAAUUGGUUUCUACGGUCAAGGAUGUACAUCAAGCUUUACGUGUAGCUCAAGUGACAAGUUGCCUCUGGUUUGGUGGCAAGUUACCGGUUCCUUUAUCCAAGACUUUGGUGCGAUUGUAUCAAGAUAUGGGUGCAUCAUCAUCAUUUACCUUAUCUGAUUACACUAUAUUGUUUGAUGCUGUGAUCAUACUAGCAACGGUACAUCAUCACAAUAGCAAUCAAGUUGAAAUCAAAGGUGUGGAUGAACCAAUGUCUCUUUUCUUAUCUCUAUUAAAGGGAAUGCAAUCUGAUCACUUAUUCCCCUCAUCCAACUUGGUUUCACGGGUGGCGGCUUUUUGGCAAAUGAAAGGUGAUGUUACUGCUGAAGCUACCUGGCGUUCUGCUGUGGAUCCUGUAUGUUCUUCUUCUUCUGAUGAUCAAUCCACGGACGUCAAAUCAACCACCUCAGCAACAACAACAACAACAACAACAGCAACAACUACUACUGAAACGAACUCUGCUGAGAAUGAUUCUUCUACUGUUUUGACACAAGAGGAUGCUACUGUUAGUAUUGAUCUGUUUGAUGUCACUACUUCUCAAGAUAUUAUGAAAUCAGUGAUGCAUGGUCAUAUCAACAAUGCGAUGUCUUCAUUGAAUUCGAUCAUGGCUAGUGACAAGUUACCUUCUCCUGAUUCUUUACGAGAUGCUAUUGCUUUGGUUGGAAAACAAGGUCAUAUGGAUAUGGCGCUCAAGAUGUAUCAAAUUUGUUUGGAAGCAUAUGAAACUAUUGAACAGGAUCAAGGUUAUGAUAAAUCUCAAGCCAUCUAUCUCAUCACUAAUAGUAUAUUGAUUGGUUACGCUCAACAAGGAGAUAUGGCCAAUGCCAAGGUGUAUUAUGAUCAAAUCAAGAAGAUGGGUCUCUUCCCUGAUGGAAAUGGUUAUGCAAGUCUCUUGUUGGGAAGUGCAAAAUGUGCCACUGAUGAAGCUUCUGAUGCAUUGACUAUUUAUGAUGAAGCCAAACGUCAUAAUGUGAAACCUACAACCUUCUUUUAUAAUGUGGUGAUUUCAAAACUGGCCAAGGCACGCAAACUGGAAUCAGCUCUGUAUCUAUUUGAAGAAAUGCGCGAAUUUAAAGUGACUCCAAACUCUAUUACUUAUGGUGCGAUUAUAUCUGCUUGUGUUCGUGCUGGAUCAGAAACACAUGCUCGUCGAUUGUUUGGUGAAAUGUUAUCCUCUCCUUCUUAUCAACCACGUGUGGGACCUUUCAACAACAUGAUGCAAUUUUAUGUGCGACAACAACCCAAUCGUGAACGUGUUCUAGAAUAUUUUGCUGAAUUACGUCGUCGUCACAUCAAACCUUCACCACAUACUUACAAGUUAUUGAUGGAAGCGUAUGCUAGUAUGACACCCUAUGAUAUGCCUACUGCUCAUCGUAUGCUCUCCGAAAUGGAACGCCGUGAUAGGAUCCGACCUCAAGCAACACAUUAUGCUACUUUGAUUUAUGCUUAUGGGACUCUUCAACGUGAUGUACAAAGUGCUGAUCGUGUAUUUGGUGAAAUGGUCAAGUCUCAAGUACCUCCUGAUGAGGCAGUCUAUCAAGCUAUGUUGGAUACAUUGAUUAGUAAUGAUCAUUUGGAACGAGCUGAAGUAAUGUAUCAAGAAAUGUUGGAUACUAUUGAUAAGAGUAGUUCUCCUUAUAUUGAAAAUCUGUUUAUUCGUGGAUAUGGUCAAAAAGGAUUAUUGGACAAGGCUGAAUCAGUAUUCAACAAAAUGACGGAUGACAAAUCUAUGACUAGUUUGGAUAUGUAUGAUAGUGGUGAUAACAAUGAAGAUGUUUCCAACACUAUUGUUGUUCGUGAACCAAGUACUUAUGAAGCUAUGGUACGUGCUUAUUUAGACAAUAAAUUGGUAGACAAGGCAAAAUUGAUUCUGGAUCAAAUGGUACAACGUGAUUUUCCUGGAAAGGUUCUUGCAGUGGUAGCUGAUCUUGUGUUAGAAUAGUUUUUUAUUGUAUAUUUUAUCUCUCCCUUUUUUUUACUUUUAUUCAUUCUUUUUUUUAUUUAUUUUUUUUUGUACAUACACUCCCCCCUC